This is a messenger RNA of Psammomys obesus (fat sand rat), 1980 nucleotides long. RefSeq names its product ERCC excision repair 8, CSA ubiquitin ligase complex subunit (gene Ercc8). Lineage: Eukaryota; Metazoa; Chordata; Mammalia; Rodentia; Muridae. Gene Ontology annotation, molecular function: protein binding. Gene Ontology annotation, cellular component: nucleotide-excision repair complex; Cul4A-RING E3 ubiquitin ligase complex. Gene Ontology annotation, biological process: transcription-coupled nucleotide-excision repair; proteasome-mediated ubiquitin-dependent protein catabolic process; protein polyubiquitination. The transcript has 12 exons. Bases 340 to 1359 code for a protein of 339 amino acids. The record is from RefSeq and is a predicted model, not a curated record.
CCGGUGACAAGUGGGACUCUGAAGCGGGGACUUAGGGUGGCAGGACCAGUGGGCCGAAGAGGAAGUCUCAGGAGGCAGAAGAGAAGACCCGCGUGUGCUUGGAGGGGAAAGUGUGAAGACCGAACGCAGGUCACCGUUACUGUAGCUUGCUGCCUGCUUGAAGAAUGAAGUUGAAAGCGAGAGGGGGUCGGCUGGAUAACUGUCGCUCCAGGAGAGACCUGGUGGACAUGCAGGGCAGUGAGGGUCCUAGGACUGGAGCUAAACAAAGAUAGAGAUGUUGAAAGAAUCCACGGCAGUGGAGUUAACACUCUUGACAUUGAGCCUGUUGAAGGAAGAUACAUGUUGUCAGGUGGUUCAGAUGGUGUGAUUGUACUCUAUGACCUUGAGAACACGAGCAGACAACCCUAUUACACAUGUAAAGCAGUGUGUUCCGUUGGCAGAAGCCAUCCUGAUGCUCACAAAUACAGUGUGGAGACUGUUCAGUGGUAUCCUCAUGACACAGGCAUGUUCACAUCCAGCUCAUUUGAUAAAACUCUAAAAGUAUGGGACACAAAUACAUUGCAGGCUGUAGAUGUCUUUCAUUUUGAGGAGACGGUUUACAGUCAUCACAUGUCACCAGCAGCCACCAAGCACUGUCUGAUAGCAGUUGGUACUAGAGGACCCAAAGUACAACUUUGUGACCUAAAGUCUGGAUCCUGUUCUCACAUUCUACAGGGUCACAGACAGGAAAUAUUGGCAGUGUCCUGGUCACCACGCUAUGACUAUGUCUUGGCAACAGCAAGUGCUGACAGUAGAGUAAAAUUAUGGGAUGUGAGGAGAGCAUCGGGAUGUUUGCUUACUCUUGAUCAGCAUAAUGGGAAAAAGUCACAAGCUGUUGAAUCAGCCAACACUGCUCACAAUGGGAAAGUUAAUGGCUUAUGUUUUACAAGUGAUGGGCUUCACCUCCUCACCAUUGGCACAGAUAACCGAAUGCGGCUCUGGAAUAGCUCCAGCGGGGACAACACCCUGGUGAACUAUGGGAAAGUGUGUAAUGACAGUAGGAAAGGACUGAAGUUCACUGUCUCCUAUGGCUGCAGCUCAGAAUUUGUCUUUGUUCCGUAUGGUAGCACCAUUGCUGUCUAUGCAGUUUACUCAGGAGAGCGGCUAACUAUGCUUAAAGGACAUUAUAAAAGUGUCGACUGCUGUGUGUUUCAGUCUGAUUUCCAGGAACUUUACAGUGGCAGCAGGGACUGCAAUAUUCUUGCUUGGGUACCAUCCUUAUAUGAGCCAGUUCCUGAUGGUGAUGAAGCAGUUGCAACCAAAUCCCAGCUGAAUCCAGCGUUUGAGGAUGCCUGGAGCAGCAGUGAUGAGGAAGGGUGACUGUCGGCUCUGCUGCUUUGCUCCUUGUCCAUCGGGCUUCUACAUCAGCAGUGUCUGUGUGGACUUUAGCUUAGGGCUCUUCUUUUGGCUACUGUUUUUGAGACAAGGUCUUACUAUGUAACCGUGACUAGCCUGGAGCUAUCCUAGAACUGUAUAGAGCAGACAAGGCUCAAACUUGCAGCCAUUCUCUUGCCUCUGCUUCCCAAGUGCUGGGAUUACAGGUGUGUACCCUACUGCCCCUCUUGUGUUUGUGUGUGUGUGUGUGUGUGGUGUGUGUGUUUCAUUGUUUUUGGUUAAUAUGUAUAAAACCCUAAAUUAGACUUCUGUAGUUUAGUCAAAGCUUCUCUCCUUGAGCCUGUUUGCUGUGGUGGCAGGCCAGUCCCUAAGGCACAGUACAGGAACAGAAGUCGUUGUUCUCAGCAGGGGCCUGAGGUGGGUCUGAGGAGAUGGGAGGUGUAAUCUGGGAGGAAUGUGUCGGGUCUGGUUCCCCUGGCUGUGCCGGCAGCCUGUCCUUUCCACCUUCAGAGAGGAUAUUACCAAUGAUGAUUAGAUAAACAGUGCUUAUUGCAAAGGUAACAUCACUCUAUGGUCCUUUUAUUCCUAUUAAAUGGCUUCAUGUAA